AUGCGGGGAUCUGAUUACCGCUCAAAUUCAAUGUCAAGCAAUCAUUCUGUGAGUGGUUUUGAGGAAGCAUCGUACACUGACCGCAGCGAGACCCCAUUCAACAAGUCGAAAAAUAUAGAAUUCACACCCGCGUCUGCUCAGAGGAAUAUGGAUGAAAGUUAUCCUGGUAGAAGCAUUUCCUCCAAAAGCCGCAAGGCCGUUCGUCCUGUUUUUGCAGCUGGCUUAAGUUAUGAGGAUGAGGCAGGUUUUAGUAUGGCCAUCACUCCGGAAUACACCAGUUUGCAGUCGUCGGUAGAGGUCAACCAUCUACAUCAAGCAAAUGUCACUGCGGUUCCUGAACUUGACACAAAGACCGAAGAGGUAGGCAGCACAUUGUAG
Molecule: messenger RNA, 378 nt
Organism: Dibothriocephalus latus
Lineage: Eukaryota; Metazoa; Platyhelminthes; Cestoda; Diphyllobothriidea; Diphyllobothriidae
Source: the annotation of a GenBank genome assembly